UCGUGUGGGGCUAAGGGGGACGUGGGGACAACUUCGCAGAACCCUGGGAGCCGGCGCCUGCUGGGGCGAAGAAGGAGCCGGGAUGGCCUGGGCUCUGAAGCUGCCGCUAGCUGACGAAGUGAUCGAGUCGGGGCUGGUGCAAGACUUUGAUGCUAGCCUGUCGGGCAUUGGCCAGGAACUGGGUGCUGGUGCUUAUAGUAUGAGUGAUGUCCUUGCAUUGCCCAUUUUUAAGCAAGAAGAGUCAAGUUUGCCUCCUGAUAGUGAAAAUGAGAUCCUGCCUUUUCAGUACGUGCUCUGUGCUGCUACCUCUCCAGCCGUGAAGCUCCACGAUGAGACCCUGACGUACCUCAAUCAAGGACAGUCUUAUGAAAUCCGAAUGCUAGACAACAGAAAACUGGGAGAGCUUCCAGAAAUCAAUGGCAAGCUGGUGAAGAGUAUAUUCCGUGUCGUGUUCCACGACAGGAGGCUGCAGUACACUGAACACCAGCAGCUGGAGGGCUGGAGGUGGAACCGGCCUGGAGACAGGAUUCUUGACAUAGAUAUCCCAAUGUCUGUGGGUGUAAUUGAUCCCAGGGCCAAUCCUACCCAGCUAAACACAGUGGAGUUCCUGUGGGACCCUGCAAAGAGGACAUCUGUGUUUAUUCAGGUGCACUGCAUCAGCACUGAGUUCACUAUGAGGAAGCAUGGCGGGGAGAAGGGGGUGCCAUUCCGAGUGCAGAUCGAUACCUUCAAGGAGAAUGAGAACGGAGAGUACACGGAGCACUUGCACUCAGCCAGCUGCCAGAUCAAAGUCUUCAAGCCUAAAGGUGCAGACAGAAAACAAAAAAUAGAUAGAGAGAAAAUGGAGAAACGGACGCCUCAUGAAAAAGAGAAAUAUCAACCUUCUUAUGAGACAACCAUACUCACAGAGUGUUCUCCAUGGCCUGAGAUCACCUAUGUCAACAACUCCCCGUCCCCCGGGUUCAACAGCUCCCAUAGCAGUUUCUCUCUCGGGGAAGGAAACGGCUCGCCCAACCACCAGCCAGAGCCACCUCCUCCAGUCACGGACAACCUCUUGCCAACAACCACGCCCCAGGAAGCCCAACAGUGGCUGCACCGAAACCGGUUUUCCACAUUCACGAGGCUUUUCACCAACUUCUCAGGGGCAGAUUUGCUAAAACUAACUAGAGAUGACGUGAUCCAGAUCUGUGGCCCUGCAGACGGAAUCAGACUCUUCAAUGCACUGAAAGGCCGGAUGGUGCGUCCAAGGCUAACCAUUUAUGUCUGUCAGGAGUCGCUGCAGUUGAGGGAGCAGCAGCAGCAGCAGCAGCCACAGCCGCAGCCACAACAGAAGCAGGAGGAUGGAGAUUCAAAUGGUACUUUCUUCGUGUACCACGCUAUCUAUCUAGAAGAGCUGACAGCUGUUGAGUUAACAGAGAAAAUCGCUCAGCUUUUCAGUAUUUCUCCUCAGCAGAUCAGCCAGCUUUACAAGCAGGGGCCGACCGGGAUCCAUGUGCUCAUCAGCGACGAGAUGGUACAGAAUUUCCAGGAAGAAGCCUGCUUUAUUCUGGACACAAUGGAAGCAGAGACCAGUGAUAGCUAUCACGUCAUUCUCAAGUAGGAGAAGCUGCCCAUUCAACGGCUGCUGCUGCCUUUACCUCUUGAUGACUGCCUUCACCUCUUCACCUUUUGAAGGGGACAUGACUGGAGAUUAAAGGUCUUCAGGAACCUGGCACAUCUGAAUGUUUGGCAGGGGCCGGGAGGGUGUCCAGUGCAAGGCAAGCAGGCCCUAAAGUGGAAUCCCAGGCCCCUGUAUUGGCCCCUACUGUAUGAUGUCCUCAGAUGGCCAGACAUGGAGUUCAGCAGUUUUCUUCGUUUCUGACCCCUGUUGAUAACCAGGAAGCAGCCCCAGUGGUAAUGAGAGUCAUGUGAUGUUUUCUAGGAAGAUGUUUCAUUUUGUGAUAUAGAGCUCUGACAUUUUCCCAAUAUAAAAGUGAACAUCUGUCUUCAUAAAACCAAGCUAUCUUUUUUGUAUCAAGCCUAUUGUCAGCUCUGUUCUGUUCAUAACUAUGGAGAGAAACAGAAUCUCUCAUUACCUUUUUUUUUUUUUUUUUUUUUGGUUUUUGAGAUGAAACCUCUGCCUCCCAAGAGCUGGGAUUAGAAGCUUUUGUCACCUGGCCUGUUUCUGCAGUGCUGGGCUUAAACCCAGAGCCUCACAUGCUGGGCGAGUACUUUGUCCACCUGAGUUCCAGCAGGCCCUUCCCUUUGUGUUAAGACAGUCUCCAGAUUUCUGGUUUGGUUCACCUGCAAUACCACAACUGCUAGUGGCUAUAUGCAUUGGGGUGGACCAAAUGAUGAAGCUCAUGGUGGACGAGUUACCUUGUUUUAUCCCCUUAAUAAGUCCCAAACAACUGGGGAAGCAGUGACUAGAGGGUGAGGAAAUGCAGAUGGGGGUGUCAGGGGGCCUGAUACCACCAGAUGCCUGCCACCUUUUGCUGCCUGUGCUCACUAUUGUUUCUUUCUGGGGCUAUGCUGGAAACUGCUGGACUAGCCACCGAAGGAGGGCAGACAUACCUGAAUAUAGGGAUAAUGAGGCCCCAGAGCAGACCUCAGCACAGAGCUGGAGGUGAGAGCAGGAGUGUCUGACCCCAGGUCUUGUUGUUUCUGAAUGAUAUUCUCAAGUUGUCUAAGUGGAUGAGCACCUCCGCCCUGCGCUCCCUCCUGUCCUGUUUUGGCAUCGUGGUUUUAUUUUUUAAUGUAAGCUUUAUAAGAAGUACAUUCUUUUCCCUUCAAACUCAAUACUGUGUUUACUUUCAAAUGACCGUGUGUGCAUGUGCGGAUUUUAAAUCACUUAGGUCCUCUUUUUCUCCUGUAUAGUUUGUUUUGGCUUGGUUUUCCAAGAAAAUGUUUCUCUGUGUAGCCCUGGCUAUCCUGGAACUCAUUUU
This is a messenger RNA of Arvicanthis niloticus (Nile rat), 2924 nucleotides long. RefSeq names its product transcription factor CP2 (gene Tfcp2). Gene Ontology annotation, cellular component: nucleus. Gene Ontology annotation, molecular function: RNA polymerase II cis-regulatory region sequence-specific DNA binding; DNA-binding transcription activator activity, RNA polymerase II-specific. NCBI's taxonomy places the organism in Eukaryota, Metazoa, Chordata, Mammalia, Rodentia, Muridae. Gene Ontology annotation, biological process: positive regulation of transcription by RNA polymerase II. The record is from RefSeq and is a predicted model, not a curated record.